AGCUAUAUACACAUCAGUUCUCACGAGAUCCUUUUCCUCGAGCUAAUCCGAAAACUACCAAAUAACUAGAUUCCCCAUCGAACCUGAGCUCUUUCAUCAAAAGUCACAAUUCCGCCUCAGUCAUUUACAAAUAAGCCUCUUCAACAACUCCUCUCUCAUCAUGUCGGCUCAAAUAAAGCAUAGCAACUUAUACCUUACUCAAGCUCGCUCUAGUCUCAGUGCUCAAGAUCGUAUGAAAAUCUAUGAUAAAUGGGCUGCCACUUACAAUGAUGAGGUUGGGGACAAAGCCCAAGAAUAGGUCGCUCCUGCCCUCGUUGCUCAGGCCACUGUCAAAUCAUCUGACAACCCAGCCAAAAGUGGGAUACUGGACGCUGGUUGCGGGACUGGGUUAGUGGGACAAGCCCUUGCAUCCGCUGGCGCAGAGGUGAUCGAUGGUUACGACCUGUCUGCCGCCAUGCUCAUGGUGGUAGACCAGAUAGAUGUAUAUCGAAGUUUAGCUCAAGGUGAUUUGGCACAGCGGAUUGGAAAAGCAGACGACACAUAUGAUAUAAUGACAUGCGUUGGCACUUUUACUAGUGGGCAUGUUGGCCUGAUCCUGCUCUAAGAAAGUUUGACCGGAUUACCAAGAGAAAAGCCACUAUUAUUGUAACGGUUCUUGAGGAGAUUUGAGUAACAGGGGAUUUCAAGGCC
Messenger RNA from Sclerotinia trifoliorum, 690 nucleotides. The record is from the annotation of a GenBank genome assembly. NCBI's taxonomy places the organism in Eukaryota, Fungi, Ascomycota, Leotiomycetes, Helotiales, Sclerotiniaceae.